UCUCACCCUCUUCACUCUAAAACCCAAGGCGAAGCAAACGGUCAGAAUUCAGAAAUGGCACUCAAAAACCUCUCGACAUUAUUCUGUCCUCCUCCCCUAAAUCAUCACCAUCUCUCCUAUAUAAACCCCAAAUCCCUCAAAAUAUGCAGAAGACGCAUUACUAUCUCCUGCAAAUCCAGUGAAUCAGAGGCGCCAGUCUCCGACACCCAAUUAUUGGGCUCGAGAGCUGAUCCUGAAGGAACUGGUGCGGCUGCCCCGACUCCCGGUGAGCGUUUCCUUGGACGCCAACAAGCGCAUGAGGCUGCUAAGCUGGUAAUGAGAGAGAUGAAGAAGAGUAAGAAGAAGAAGAAAGAGAAGGUUUUGAAGGUUAAGACGGCAGUUGCUUGUUGUUACGGAUGUGGAGCUCCUUUGCAGACGGCGGAGGUGGAUGCUCCGGGUUAUGUGAACCCAGAUACUUACGAAUUGAAGAAGAGACACCACCAGCUUAGAACUGUUCUUUGUGGGAGGUGCCGGCUUCUAUCUCAUGGGCACAUGAUUACAGCAGUGGGUGGUAAUGGAGGCUAUCCUGGUGGUAAGCAAUUUGUUUCAGCUGAUGAGCUUCGUGAAAAGCUGUCUCACUUGCGCCAUGAAAAAGCUCUGAUUGUUAAAUUAAUUGAUGUGGUGGACUUUAAUGGGAGCUUUCUGUCUCGUGUGCGUGAUUUAACUGGUGCAAAUCCAAUUAUACUAGUUGUGACAAAGGUCGACCUCCUUCCAAAAGGGACAGAUCUUAAUUGUGUUGGUGACUGGGUCGUAGAGACCAUCACAAAGAAGAAGCUCAAUGCUUUAAGCGUGCAUCUCACUAGCUCAAAGUCUUUAGUUGGGAUUACAGGUGUUAUGUCAGAAAUUCAGAGGGAGAAGAAGGGACGGGAUGUUUAUAUUCUGGGGUCGGCUAAUGUUGGGAAAUCAGCAUUCAUUAAUGCUUUACUGAAAACGAUGGCACAAAGGGAUCCGGUAGCAGCAGCAGCACAAAAGUACAAACCAAUUCAAUCUGCUGUUCCAGGAACUACCCUAGGUCCAAUUCAGAUAGAUGCUUUUCUUGGAGGAGGCAAAUUAUAUGACACACCUGGGGUUCAUCUGCACCAUAGGCAAGCUGCAGUAGUCAACUCCGAAGAUUUACCUGCUCUUGCUCCUCAAAGUCGGCUAAGGGGUCAAUCAUUUCCAGUGGCACCUGGGAAUGGUUUGGAAGGAAGUUCCAAUGGCUUAAAUGGGUUCUCAAUAUUUUGGGGCGGCCUUGUCAGAAUUGAUGUUUUAAAGGUCCUUCCAGAAACACGCUUAACAUUCUAUGGACCCAAAGCUUUGCAGAUUCAUGUUGUAUCCACUGAUAAAGCAGAUGAAUUCUACCAGAAAGAACUCGGAGUUCUUUUGACACCUCCAACGGGAAAAGAAAGAGUAGAUGACUGGAGAGGACUUGAAACCAUGCAUCAAUUACAAAUAAAUUUUGAAGAUGCAAAAGGACCUGCUAGUGAUGUUGCUAUUUCUGGUCUGGGGUGGAUUGCUGUUGAACCGGUGGGCAGAUCCCUCACAAAUUCCGAUAAUGAUGUAGAAGAAACUGCAAAAGAAUUGCAUUUUGCUGUCCAUGUGCCCAGGCCUGUUGAGAUUUUUGUUCGGCCUCCAAUGCCGGUGGGCAAGGCAGGAGCAGAGUGGUACCAGUACCGAGAGUUGACAGAAAAGGAAGAAGAAAUAAGACCAAAAUGGUACUUCUGAUGGUUUUCCUUCUUUUCUUUUUUUUUUUUUCCUUUUUUUUUUACAAUUAUUUAUUGCAUAAUUGUAUCUUGUAACACAUUGGAAAAUAAGAGCUUGAUGAAUUA
This is a messenger RNA of Rubroshorea leprosula, 1847 nucleotides long. Lineage: Eukaryota; Viridiplantae; Streptophyta; Magnoliopsida; Malvales; Dipterocarpaceae. The record is from the annotation of a GenBank genome assembly.